AGGAAGUGUGCGCUCUGAAUAGUACGUCCAAAUUAAUGCACACUACUGAUAUUUACUCAAAAGUGUGACGAAUUUAAGUAUACUUUUUAGUAUAUUAUGUUUAGUAUGGCAUUUCGGAUGCACCGAUGGUCUUGUGAAUGUGGAUCACAAUUUUAUCUGUAAAAGGGUUUUAAAUGGUCCUUUAACCCUGCCUUUUGAAAGUGGUUCCCCCAAAAGCUAAACACGGCCGAGUACAUACCGAAAUAAAGUAUUUAAAUACAGUUAUAAAUAACUGAUCCAACAAAAUGUUUAUAUUUUGAAACCAAGACCAGGAAAAGAGAGAGACAAUAUUCCCACGGAACAAAAAAUGUAUUCACUUUUUUUCACCGGAGACAUUUGGUGUAACACCCGGCGGAAGUGAACAGGGGGCGUCAGAGCAUCACGUAUGUUUUGAAUAGUUUUUCACUUUUAUUGUGUUUUCCGUGGUCUGAUCUGGAUAUCGUGGUGUUUCCAGUGAGGAUGAGUUCGUCUGGGUCUCUGAGAGAGUUCAUCAGUCAGCGACUAACUGCUGCUGCUGAAGAAAUAUUCACAGAGUUUGAAAAAACCAUCGUCCAGUACGAAGAAGAGAUCGACCGACAGAGAAGACUGCUGGACAUCACCUGGAAACCGGAGAUUAAACUACACAGAACAGCAUUUGGCCGCCCACUGAAGAGGCUUCGUUGUCAGCGACUAACUGCUGCUGCUGAAGAAAUGUUCACAGAGUUUGAAAAAACCAUCGUCCAGUACGAAGAAGAGAUUGACCGACAGAGAAGACUGCUGGACAUCACCUGGAAACCGGAGAUUAAACUACACAGAACAGAACUCCAGCAUCAUUUCAUCCGGGUUGCUAAUGAGGUUCUUCCUGGCCAGCAGCUCUGUAACCAGGACAGGAACCUCAGACUGGACCAGAAGGAACCAGAUCCUCCACAGGUUAAGGAGGAAAUGAAGGAUGCUUCAGUUCAGGUUGAACUGAAGCAGGAGAUUGAUGUCAUCAUGGUGACUCCAACUUCUGGUGAAAGUGGCCACAGUGAACCAGAACCAAACAUGGAUCAGGUCCAACUUCAGAACUCUCCAGUAACUGGGAAACUGGAUCAGCAAGAAACAAAGUACGAACAAUCAACUAGAAAUGAAGAUGCCGGUACAGAUAUGGACAACUCUCCCAUGCCGGAGAGUCGUGGUGACUCUGAUGCAGAACUCCAACAUGAUUUCAUCCGGGUUGCUAAUGAGGUUCUUCCUGGCCAGCAGCUCUGUAACCAGGACAGGAACCUCAGAUUGGACCAGAAGGAACCAGAUCCUCCACAGGUUAAGGAGGAAAUGAAGGAUGGUCAGGUUGAACUGAAGCAGGAGACUGAUGUCGUCAUGGUGACUCCAACUACUGGUGUAAGUGGCCACAGUGAACCAGAACCAAACAUGGAUCAGGUCCAACUUCAGAAGCCUCCAGUAACUGGGAAACUGAAUCAGCAAGAAACAAAGUACCAACAAUCAAGUGACUUGACCUGCAAAUUUUGUGGUAAAAAAUGCCUCAGAAAUUCCCACUUGGUGGAACACACUCGGAUCCACACAGGAGAGAAGCCGUAUUCCUGUCAGAUCUGCGGUAAAAGAUUCGCCAGCAGCGGCAACAUGAAGUCUCACGUGAGCAGCCAUUCUGGAUUCAGGCCCGUGUGUCCGAACUGUGGUAAAUCUUUUGGACAACUGUCUGCUUUGAAAGCCCACAUGAUCAAGUCCUGCAAGCCACAAUUCCCCGACAAUUUAACAUGGAGCGCACUUGGAGCGGAGCCAGAGACGGAUUAAAAAAAGUGUUUCCAUUAAACUUUUGCGAUAAAUGUCUGAAAAAGGGUUUUUGUGUGUGUGUGUGUGUGUGUGUGUGUGUGUGUGUGUUUGUGUGUGUUUGUGUGUGUGUGUGUGUGUGUGUGUGUGUGUGUGUGUGUCUGUGUCUGUGUCUGUGUGUGUGUGUGUGUGUGUGUGUGUGUAAGCUAUAAAAAAAAUUGUUUGUUGCUUUUUGUGGUUAUUUGUAAUAAAUAUAGGAUCGGAUCAGC
This is a messenger RNA of Cololabis saira (Pacific saury), 2054 nucleotides long. RefSeq names its product zinc finger protein with KRAB and SCAN domains 8-like. Gene Ontology annotation, molecular function: DNA-binding transcription factor activity; RNA polymerase II cis-regulatory region sequence-specific DNA binding. The coding region runs from base 499 to 1809 and encodes 436 amino acids. Gene Ontology annotation, biological process: regulation of transcription by RNA polymerase II. The record is from RefSeq and is a predicted model, not a curated record. NCBI's taxonomy places the organism in Eukaryota, Metazoa, Chordata, Actinopteri, Beloniformes, Belonidae. The transcript has 4 exons.